Annulohypoxylon truncatum is the source of this 3945-nucleotide messenger RNA. Its product is annotated as RecF/RecN/SMC protein. The record is from RefSeq and is a predicted model, not a curated record. Gene Ontology annotation, cellular component: chromosome. The transcript has 4 exons. Bases 205 to 3795 code for a protein of 1196 amino acids. Gene Ontology annotation, molecular function: ATP hydrolysis activity; double-stranded DNA binding; cohesin loader activity. Lineage: Eukaryota; Fungi; Ascomycota; Sordariomycetes; Xylariales; Hypoxylaceae. Gene Ontology annotation, biological process: mitotic sister chromatid cohesion.
CACUCCCAAAUUUAUCGCGCCUCGAAACGCGUCGGAAUACAUUUCCAAGGUUACGUGACGUGACAAUUUCGAAGUCUGACGAACCUUUCCUAUUUCGCACAAUCGCGAUAUUCCCAAAGUUUCAUUUUCGAGUACAUGACUCUUGCGCGACAAAGAUUCUGACCCUGAAUACGAGCUGCCCGACCGGCAGCGCCUACCGCGACCAUGUAUAUCAAGCAGAUUAUUAUCCAAGGCUUUAAGAGCUACAAAGACCAAACGGUCAUGGAGCCCUUUUCGCCGGGUACGAAUGUCAUUGUUGGUCGUAACGGUUCCGGAAAGAGUAACUUUUUCGCUGCGAUACGAUUCGUGCUGAGUGAUGCGUAUACGCAAAUGACUCGAGAGGAACGCCAGGCACUUUUGCACGAAGGUUCGGGCUCGGCAGUCAUGUCUGCGUACGUUGAGGUCAUUUUUGACAAUAGCGACGACCGAUUCCCGACAGGAAAUAAAGAGGUUAUUCUAAGGCGCACAAUUGGUCUGAAGAAGGACGAGUACUCGGUCGACAAGAAGGUUUCCACCAAGGCAGACGUCGCGAACCUUUUGGAGGCAGCCGGAUUCUCGAGAUCGAACCCUUACUAUAUCGUUCCGCAAGGUCGCGUUACGGCCCUUACCAAUAUGAAAGAGUCAGACCGAUUGAACUUGCUCAAGGAGGUUGCCGGUACGCAAGUCUACGAAUCUCGCCGCGCGGAGUCGCUUAAGAUCAUGACGGAAACCAAUAAUAAACGAGAGAAAAUCGACGAACUACUCGAUUACAUCAAAGAGCGUCUGAGUGAACUCGAAGAAGAGAAGGAAGAGCUACGCGAUUAUCAAGACAAGGAUCGCGAGCGUAGAUGCUUGGAGUACGCCUACUAUCACAAAGACCAAGUUGCCACGCAAGAAGCUCUAGAAGAAUUGGAAGACAAUCGGCAAGGCGGCAUGGAAGAUGCCGAUGAGAAUCGCGAGACUUAUAAUGCAGGUGUGAAAGUUAUCGCUACGUUGGACGCCGAGAUUCACAAACUCCAGCAGCAAAUGGAGCUCCUUCGUAUAGAUCGUCGACAGCUCGAUGAAGAUCGUCGAGAGAGCGCCAAGGCAAUCGCACAUGCCGAAUUAGCAGUCAAGAACCUUACGGAUGGCAUGUCGGCCCAAGAACAAGCUAAACAGCAGCAUGAUGCGGAGUUAGAAGAGGUAAAAACUGCAAUAGCACAGAGAGAGGCCGAACUUAAGAAGUUGAUCCCCGAUUUCGAGAAAGCGAAGCGGAAGGAGGCAGAGAUCAAGCAGGCUCUCGACUCCGCAGAAGCUGGUCGGCAACGUCUCUUCACAAAGCAGACCCGAGGAAGUCAAUUCAAGAGCAAAGGAGAGCGUGAUGCAUGGUUGAGAAAAGAGAUAGAUGAUCUUAAUGUGACGCUGAGUCAGCAAAGAGCGAAUCGCCUCGAUGCUGACGAAGAAGUCAAGUCUAUCCAGGCAGGAAUCCAACAACUCGAGGACGAGAUCGCGGUCCUGCGACAGAAAAACGAAGGAUUUGGCGACAACCGGCUAGCUAUCGCCGAAGAAGUCACUAGCGCGAAAGACGUCCUUGACAAGCUCAAUGAGGAGAGAAAGCUUCUUCGUCGACAAGAUGACAAGUUGGAGACGAUCAUUGCAAAUGCCCGAGGCGAGCUGGACAACUCCGAGCGAGAAUUAUCCCACACCAUGGAUCGAGUCACCUCGCGAGGUCUAGCAACCAUACAGCGAUUAAAGCGUGAAGGCAAUUAUCCCGGCGCAUACGGCACAUUAGCCGAGCUCUUAGAAGUUAACGAAGCAUACCGAUUACCCGUAGAGCAGGUUGCUGGCGCUAGCUUAUUCCAUUACGUGGUCGACGACGAUAGAACUGCCACCGAACUAGCCAACGCACUUCAGAAAAACUACGGGGGAAGAAUCACAUUCAUGCCACUCUCUAGGCUGAAACCGCGAAAUGCAAAUCUCCCUAGAGCCAAUGAUGCAGUACCGUUGCUUAGCAAACUCCAGUAUAAUCCGCAAUACGAGAAGGCUUUCCAACAAGUCUUCGGCAGCACAAUCAUUUGCCCCAAUCUUACCAUUGCUAGCCAAUAUGCGCGAAGCCACGGCGUACACGGUGUUACUCCAGAUGGAGAUACCUCUAACAAACGUGGCGCGAUGACUGGUGGGUAUAUCGACACUCGAAAGUCACGCUUGGAAGCAGUUCGAGCUGUCAAUAAGUGGAGAGAAGAAUAUGAGAAAUUGCAGUCUCAGGCCGGCGACAUACGAAGGCAAAUAGAACGAAAAGACCAAGAGAUCACUAAUGCGCUAGGCGAAGAGCGCAGAUUAGCUCAAAGACUUCGGCAGAUGGAAGAUGGUUAUGGACCCCUCCGCGCAGAAUUAAAUGCUAAGAAUAACCAAGCCGGUCGUGAAAGGGAUCGACUCGAAGCCGCGAUCAAGCGACGAGACAUUGUUGAAAGGAAUAUGAAGCAAUUCCAGGACAACCUAAGUGCACAUCAGGCCGAGUUGGCUUCAGACUUUAAGAAGGUUUUGACGGCGAACGAGGAAAAGCAACUGGAGAGUCUGGGUGCUAGUGUGCAAGAGCUGCAGAAGGAGUGGAAUGAAAUUAGCAGCAAACGGAGAGAGCUCGAAAAUCGCAAGCGAAAGCUGGAGUUAGAUCUACGAACCAAUCUCCAGCUCAAGCUUGAUCAGCUCACCAGUCAAGCAUUCGAGACUGCUACUAGUGGUAGCAGCAAUUUAAAGGAAGCUAAACGAGAGCUCAAGAAGGCCAAAGAAACGGCAACUUCUGUUCACAACAAGAUUCAGUCAAAUGACAAACAGAUCGACUCUGCUGAAUCUACGAUCGCAAGUCUAGAGAAACAGAAAGCGGAGAGAGAGGCGCAGCAACAAGAAAUUGCAAGGGAGAUCAAGAAGCAGGAGAAGAGAAUAGAUAAAAACAGGCAAAAGAAGGCCCUGUUAACAGCAAAAGCAACGGAAUUGGCGAAGAAUAUCCGUGAUCUCGGUGUCUUGCCAGAAGAAGCUUUCGAGAAAUAUGAGAGGCUCGAGCAUAAAACGGUCAUCUCACGCCUUAAGAAAGUCAACGAUGCCUUGAAGAAAUACAAGCACGUAAACAAGAAGGCUUUUGAGCAAUAUAACAGCUUCACGAAUCAGCAAGAUCAGCUCCUCAAACGCCGCAAGGAACUCGAUCAGUCGCAGGCGUCGAUCGAGGAGCUAGUUGCUCACCUUGAUCAACGUAAGGACGAGGCGAUUGAGCGAACGUUCAAGCAAGUGUCGAAGGAGUUUGCCACCAUCUUCCAACGCUUAGUGCCUGCUGGCCAUGGCCGCCUCGUAAUUCAACGCAGGGCCGAUCGACGAAUCGAUCCGGAUGAUUCCGACGAGGAGCAACGCACCAGCGUAGAAAACUACACAGGUGUCGGUAUCAGUGUUUCUUUCAACUCCAAAACCGCGGAUGAGCAGCAACGUAUUCAGCAACUCUCUGGUGGUCAGAAGAGUCUGUGCGCUCUCUGUCUUAUUUUUGCCUUGCAACAGACAGAGUCUAGUCCCAUGGUCAUCUUUGACGAGGUCGACGCCAACUUGGACGCCCAGUACAGAACCGCCGUCGCUGGACUUCUCCAGUCCAUCUCAUCCGAAGCUGGCACGCAGUUCAUCUGCACCACCUUCCGACCGGAAAUUGUUCACGUUGCCGACAGAUGUUACGGUGUCUUGUUCAGAAAUAAGUUCAGUACCAUCAACUGUGUGAGCAGGGAGCAAGCCCUGGAAUUCGUCGAAGGUCAAGCACCUAGAUAGUCAUGACAACGGUGGGGUCGGGGCUUGUGUGUAUAUGAUGGUCUUCGGAAGAGGAGUUUACAGUUGAGUCGCGUUGUUAUACCACGGGACAUUUGGGAGGAAUUGGUGCUAUUAUUUAUUACUACUACUGUACGGUUGAGCUUAUGAUUU